GGGCGGCUGAGGUCCAGGGGUGUCAGAGUGCCGAGAGGGCUGCAGGGCAGGCGGGGCAGUCGCGGUAACACGGCCGCGGCCAUGGGGGGCUUGAAAGACGAGCUGCUCAAGGCCAUCUGGCACGCCUUCACUGCACUGGACCUGGAUCACAGCGGCAAGGUUUCCAAGUCCCAGCUCAAGGUCCUUUCCCAUAACCUGUGCACGGUGCUGAAGGUUCCUCAUGAUCCCGUUGCCCUUGAAGAGCACUUCAGGGAUGAUGAUGAGGGGCCCGUCUCCAAUCAGGGCUACAUGCCAUAUUUAAACAAGUUCAUUUUGGAAAAGGUCCAAGACAACUUUGACAAGAUUGAAUUUAAUAGGAUGUGUUGGACCCUCUGUGUCAAAAAAAACCUCACAAAGAGUCCCCUGCUCCUUAUGGAAGAAGAUUCAUUUAAAGUGUGGGUUAUUUUCAACUUUUUAUCUGAGGACAAGUAUCCAUUAAUUAUUGUGCCGGAAGAGAUUGAAUAUCUGCUUAAGAAACUGACAGAAGCUAUGGGAGGAGGUUGGCAGCAAGAACAAUUUGAACAUUAUAAAAUCAACUUCGAUGACAGUAAAGAUGGCCUUUCUGUGUGGGAGCUGAUUGAGCUGAUUGGAAGUGGACAGUUUAGCAAAGGCAUGGAUCGGCAGACGGUGUCUAUGGCAAUAAAUGAAGUCUUUAAUGAGCUUAUAUUAGAUGUGUUGAAACAGGGUUACAUGAUGAAAAAAGGCCACAGACGGAAAAACUGGACUGAGCGCUGGUUUGUACUAAAACCCAACAUAAUUUCUUAUUAUGUGAGUGAGGAUCUGAAAGAUAAGAAAGGAGAUAUUAUCUUGGAUGAAAAUUGCUAUGUAGAGUCUUUGCCUGACAAGGAUGGAAAGAAAUGCCUUUUUCUUAUAAAAUGUUUUGAUAAAACCUUUGAAAUCAGUGCUUCAGAUAAGAAGAAGAAACAGGAGUGGAUUCAGGCUAUUCACUCUACUAUCCAUCUGUUGAAGCUGGGCAGUCCCCCACCACACAAAGAAGCCCGCCAGCGUCGGAAAGAACUCCGGAAGAAGCUGCUGGCUGAGCAGGAGGAGCUGGAGCGACAGAUGAAGGAGCUCCAGGCUGCCAACGAAAACAAGCAGCAGGAGCUGGAGACCGUGAGGAAGAAACUGGAAGAAGCAGCAUCUCGGGCAGCAGAAGAAGAGAAGAAACGCCUUCAGACUCAAGUGGAACUACAGGCCAGGUUCAGCACGGAGCUGGAGCGAGAGAAACUUAUUAGACAGCAGAUGGAAGAACAGGUUGCCCAAAAGUCCUCUGAACUGGAACAGUAUUUGCAGCGAGUGCGAGAACUGGAAGACAUGUACCUGAAGCUGCAGGAGGCUCUUGAGGAUGAGAGACAGGCCCGGCAAGACGAAGAGACUGUGAGGAAGCUCCAGGCCAGGUUGUUGGAGGAAGAGUCCUCCAAGAGGGCUGAACUGGAGAAGUGGCACUUGGAGCAGCAGCAGGCUAUUCAGAUGACUGAAGCGGAGAAGCAGGAGCUGGAGAAUCAGCGUGUCAUGAAAGAACAGGCCCUGCAGGAAGCCAUGCAGCAGCUGGAGCAGCUGGAGCUAGAGCGGAAACAGGCGCUGGAGCAGUACGAGGGAGUUAAAAAGAAGCUGGAGAUGGCAACUAAUAAGACCAAGAGCUGGAAGGACAAAGUGGCCCAGCACGAAGGACUUAUUCGACUGAUAGAACCAGGGUCAAAAAACCCUCACCUGAUCACUAACUGGGGGCCUGCGGCUUUCACCCAGGCAGAACUUGAAGAGAGAGAGAAGAACUGGAAAGAAAAAAAGACCACAGAGUGACCUCAGGGCAGCAGUUGCAUCAGUUACGCAGAUUCCCGAGUGUAGCUGGAAAGCUUUGUGCUAAAGACAAAAGGAACUGGCUUUGCUGCUUCUAACUUUUCUGCCUUCAACACCUCCUCUUGGGUCAGUAUACCAAGGAAGCCUUAUUUAUCUUCCUGCAAACAAGGGCUUACCAGAAAAGGAAAAAAAAUCAACAUUGUCAGGCUCUUAAUAGACUCUUUUUUGGAAAACUUCAGCUUCUGAAAAUUCCUUUUUAGCUCUCAGAUUCUUGUCGGAACAGGGCAGCAUACACAGUGUGGCCGACGCCAUCGUCCGCAGUGUUUGGAGGGGAGCAGGUGUUGGUGCUCAGGGUCCCUGGAAAAGCAGAACCUCUGUGAACUGGGGUCAGUCAUUUCCUUUGGCAGCGUGUUUCCUUCUCCAAGUACCUGUUUCUAAACUAGUUUGGCCAGUCUACUUGCCAUCGCAUGCCAGUUCACGUGGAAUGCCUUUGACCAUUGCUGCUCUGAUAGAGAAGUCACUAGCCUCAUGUGGGCCUUGCCUUGACUAAGUGGUUACAGCCCACGUAUGCAUAUGCAGUUGUACGAAAGGUUCCUUUUAUGUGGUGUUACUGAUUUACAUCAUGGCUUCAGUGGCCCUAUCUAGGAGGCAAAAAUUCUUUUAAACAAUGAAGCAUUUUAAACAAUGCUUUGGCUAAGAUAGAUAUAGUAAGUCCUCAAUAUCAUCGAUAGGUUCUGCAACUUUAAGCGAAAUGAUGUGUAGCAAAACCAGUUUUACCCUAAGCUAAUUCAUAUAAAUAAGGGUUAAGUUCCUAUGGCAUCUUCUCGACAUUGUAACAGAAUGAUGGCGAAGGAAAAGUUGUUAUUUGAGGAUCUACUGUACUUAUGACUCAGAGCACAGAGAUGAACUAAGUAAAUCCCAUUUGGAAUGACAUUUUGUUACUAACUAAAAUCCUCCUAAGAUUUAAGAUGGUUUAAGCUGUCAAAGUGCUGACGGACUCCUUGGUUUUACUUUUGUAGUUACUGUACAGAAAAUUUCAAGAAUGUGUGAAUGCUUGUCAUAACCAGGCUUUUUACUUAAUAGAGAUAUGAUCAUUUAUAGGAAUUAUAUAUGAAAAAAGUUUCAAAAUGUAUUUUUAUGAUGUGCCUUGUUUAGAUGGAACAAAAUAUUUAUAAUUUUCAAACAUUCUUACCUAAAUAUUGUACAAUGUAAUAUGCUGAACUUUCUUAAUUUUUUGCUAAUUUUCUAAGAUAAAAGUGUUUUGUAUGGUUUUUUCUUGUUUGUUUGUUUUUGUAAAAUGUACUCAGUAAGAAAAUAAAAAAAUACCAGGACAAUGUACAUUUAAAACUGUCUGAUUUAAUAAAACAGUAGGGUAAA
Molecule: messenger RNA, 3213 nt
Organism: Pteropus alecto (black flying fox)
Lineage: Eukaryota; Metazoa; Chordata; Mammalia; Chiroptera; Pteropodidae
Gene: SWAP70
Product: switching B cell complex subunit SWAP70
Exons: 12
Coding region: 82-1839 (585 amino acids)
Cellular component (GO): cytoplasm; nucleus
Source: RefSeq, a predicted model, not a curated record